AUGUACUCCAGAGCUUACAUCUUGCUGCAAAGAGACUGGCUGGAAUUUCAACACAACCCAAUGAAGGGGAUUACUGCUAUUCCCAUAAAUCAUGAUAUGAUGAGUUGGAAAGCUGAGCUCAAAGGACUUCAGAAUUCAAUUUGGGAAGGAUUUGUCUUCGACCUGACAAUAGAUUUUACAGAAGAGUACAACUUUGUUCCUCCAGUUGUGAAAUUUGUAACAAUUCCUUUUCAUCCAAAUGUAGACCCAUCUACCGGUCAGCCCAGCAUAGACUUUUUGGAAAACCAUGAGAUGUGGGACACAAAUUAUACACUAAGCAGCAUCUUGCUUGCUCUACAGGUGUUGCUUUCUAACCCUAUCCUGGAUGCUCCAGUGAAUUUGGAAGCAGCCCGACUCUUGAUGAGAGAUGAGACUGCGUAUCAAGAAGUAACUCAGAAAUUAAUACAGCCAAAAUCACCACAGGCUAGGAGCACAAUAACACAAUGCCCAGAGAGGCCAGAAGAGAGAAAAAGAAUAAUUAAAAAAAUCGCAUUUAGUGAUUACUACAAGAAAUGGUCUGAGGUAGCCACAUCAAAAGCCGCAGAAUACUCCAAAAAUCCAUUUGUUGGAGAUCCAAAUUUCAUGGCACAGUAUCAAAACUGGACGAAUGAGGGACUACAGUAUCGUCAGCGAUGGGGAUCAAAGUAUUGGCUCAAUAAGUACCGGGUUGAUAGAAAAAACAAAUUGCCUCAGCAAAGUGGCUAUCCCUUGGUCAAAGAGAUGGUUGCCGCCUCGUCUUCAAAGAGUCAAUCAGAUAGUUUUGAACCAUCCGAGGAGUGGAAAGCUGAAGAGGGCUCAGCUGCAUCCUGGGAAAACGAAGUGGACAAACUGAUCAACUGGACUGAUGGUCUUAAUGUAAAUUCCUUGGACUAUGAAGAGUAA
Messenger RNA from Psammomys obesus (fat sand rat), 921 nucleotides. It is a transcript of the gene Ube2u, whose product is annotated as ubiquitin conjugating enzyme E2 U. The record is from RefSeq and is a predicted model, not a curated record. The transcript is spliced from 11 exons. Bases 1 to 921 code for a protein of 306 amino acids. NCBI's taxonomy places the organism in Eukaryota, Metazoa, Chordata, Mammalia, Rodentia, Muridae.